AUGGCACUUCAUACCAUCUACGCACUCAUCAGUCUACAAGUUGUGCGAGUGCUGGUGUUUUCUCCCGCUAUGGUUACAAUUCUGGGCCCAGCGUCAGCGUCGACUGCAGCGGGCCAAGUGAUUGGCUUUGUAUUCAAAUCAAGGCUCAUCAUUUUCUUACUCUCAGUGCCGUAUCUCAAGGUUGUAGCCUUGCCGAGCAGCUCGUCCAUUCAAUGCAAAGUCUACAUGUCAAAUGAGGACUCUGGCUCAACAAUCUCCUCUUCUCUCCCCAACAGCAUUGCCGAUCAAAUAGGUAACUACGUGAUCGAAGUCCCGGAAACAAAUACACAUAUACAAGCGGAGACAGUGGUCAAAACAUCUACGGAGUCUUCCCCGCGCUCAGGCUUAGCAACAACCGACCAGACAACCUCCACACCGACUGGUGGCUAUUCCUCAGGUACAAGCGAUGAGCAGAUGACGAGCCCUAUAUCAACGAACGACGCUUGCAAGGUUUUAGAAGGCCGCUCCUGGAUUGGAUCUUUCUUGGUUGCAGUGCUUGCUGUUAUUUGA
Penicillium arizonense is the source of this 549-nucleotide messenger RNA. RefSeq lists its product as uncharacterized. The record is from RefSeq and is a predicted model, not a curated record. NCBI's taxonomy places the organism in Eukaryota, Fungi, Ascomycota, Eurotiomycetes, Eurotiales, Aspergillaceae. The coding region runs from base 1 to 549 and encodes 182 amino acids. The transcript is spliced from 2 exons.